UCAGGUAAGGAGGUCGUUCCGGAAGUGGCUUAGGCUUUGGCGCCAGAGUUUGUAAAGAGCCUGCAGCUCAAUUGUUUGUUAUUAAGGGGCUGCGGCAUUACCCCACUCCUUCCACCUUCCCUGCAGCAACCAUGGCGAAAGGCAGUGUUGCGGAACGAUCGCAGACUGGGACACUCCAUACGACCCCAACUGAGGACCGGGCAGCGGGGACGAAGGCUCCCGUGGCACAGGGUAGCGGAGACCACUUGAAAGAGAAAGCCCGGGCAGAAGCUGGGUCAGCAAGAACGUCACUCCUUAUAUUGGUGUCCAUUUUCUUAUCUGCAGCUUUUGUUAUGUUUCUGGUAUAUAAAAAUUUUCCCCAGCUUAGUGAAGAAGAAAGAGUAACCAUGAAGGUUCCCAGAGAUAUGGAUGACGCCAAGGCUCUAGGAAAAGUUUUGUCCAAAUAUAAGGACACCUUUUAUGUACAAGUACUUGUAGCUUAUUUUGCUACGUAUAUAUUUUUGCAGACGUUUGCUAUUCCAGGCUCUAUAUUUCUCAGCAUCCUCUCAGGGUUUCUUUAUCCCUUUCCACUAGCCUUAUUUCUUGUUUGUUUGUGUUCUGGACUUGGUGCCUCAUUCUGCUACAUGCUCUCCUAUUUAGUUGGGAGACCAGUUGUGUAUAAAUAUCUAACAGAGAAAGCAAUGAAAUGGUCCCAGCAGGUUGAACGUCAUAGAGAGCAUCUUAUUAACUAUAUUAUAUUUUUGAGGAUAACGCCAUUUUUGCCUAAUUGGUUUAUUAAUAUUACUUCUCCUGUGAUAAAUGUGCCACUGAAAGUUUUUUUUAUUGGCACUUUUCUAGGGGUCGCACCUCCCUCUUUUAUAGCUAUCAAAGCAGGAACAACACUAUACCAGCUCACAACAGCGGGGGAGGCUGUUUCCUGGAACUCAGUGUUUGUUCUGAUGAUUUUGGCUGUUCUUUCCAUCCUGCCAGCCAUUUUCCACAAAAAACUAAAGCAGAAAUUUGAGUAAAAAAAGUCGUCUGGGUAUUCGUUUUUC
Chrysochloris asiatica (Cape golden mole) is the source of this 1034-nucleotide messenger RNA. It is a transcript of the gene TMEM41B, whose product is annotated as transmembrane protein 41B. Gene Ontology annotation, cellular component: endoplasmic reticulum membrane. The transcript has 7 exons. The record is from RefSeq and is a predicted model, not a curated record. Bases 132 to 1007 code for a protein of 291 amino acids. Lineage: Eukaryota; Metazoa; Chordata; Mammalia; Afrosoricida; Chrysochloridae.